Vicia villosa (hairy vetch) is the source of this 2029-nucleotide messenger RNA. RefSeq names its product zinc finger CCCH domain-containing protein 67-like. Gene Ontology annotation, molecular function: metal ion binding; mRNA binding. The coding region runs from base 241 to 1815 and encodes 524 amino acids. The record is from RefSeq and is a predicted model, not a curated record. The transcript is spliced from 6 exons. Lineage: Eukaryota; Viridiplantae; Streptophyta; Magnoliopsida; Fabales; Fabaceae.
AGUACACAACUACACACCAUGACACCAACAACAAGCAAUAACAACAACACUACACAAAAGUAGUACACACUUUUUCCCCAUUUGUUUUGUUCACACACUGUCUCUGGUUUUUUCACUCACUCCCUUUCCGUUCCUCGCUCAUUCCCCAUAUAAAAAUCAACCACAACCCCUUUUUAUUUACUUCUUUCUCUUUAUAUACAAAUCAAUUUCUGUUAUUAGGGUUUGAAAUGUGGAGGGAGAAUGGAACACUCUGAAAUCGAUUUUGUUGCUGCUGUUUCCACCGCCGAAGAACCCCGAAGCGGUUCCGAGGAUCAUUCUCCACCGUCAGAUCUCAAUCAUACGGUUAAGGUUGAUGAUGAUGCGCUUGCUGUAGAGCUUCAUGAGAAGUUGGAUUUGAAGGUUGAAGAUGAAGAAGGGGGUGCUGAAAGUGAAGCUGAGGUUAAAGUUUCCGAGUUUAAAGACGGUGGAGAGUCUGUGAAGGAUGAAAAUGAAGAAUCUGUUGAAGAUGUAGUGUCUGUUAAGGGUGAAGAAAGGGUUGAUGGAGAUAGCAAGGGUUGGGAUACUAAUAGUUGGAAUGAGAAUGUGAAUGAAGAGCUUGGUGGUGGUAGAGAUGGUGCUGGUUAUGGUGAUGAUGGUUAUGGUGGUGGAUAUGGUUAUGGGGAUGGAGGUGAAAAGAAGGAAGAUGAUUAUGGUGGUGGUUAUGGGGAUGGAUAUGAUGCUGUUUAUGGUUAUGGUGAUGGAGUUGAAAAGAAGGAAGGUAACAACAGUGAUGGAAAUCAUCAGUUUCCUUUGAGGCCUGAAGCUGAAGAUUGUUCGUUUUAUAUGAAGACUGGAAGUUGCAAGUUUGGAACCAACUGCAAGUUUAAUCACCCCAUUAGGAGGAAAAACCAGGCUGGAAGGGAGAAGGUGCGAGAUAGAGAAGAACCUGCAGAGAACUCAGGCCAGACAGAAUGCAAGUAUUAUCAAAGGUCUGGGGGUUGUAAGUUUGGAAAAGCUUGUAAGUUCAACCACACAAGAGGGUAUGCAGCACCAAUUUCAGAACUUAACUUUCUCGGCUUACCUAUUCGUCUGGGAGAGAAAGAGUGCCCCUAUUACAUGCGUACUGGCUCUUGUAAGUUUGGAUCAAACUGUAGGUUUAAUCAUCCUGAUCCUACAACUGUGGGAGGAAGUGAUCCUCAAUCAGGAUAUGGUAAUGGAGGGUCUGUUCCAUUACGAGGUGUAUCCCAACAAUCUGCCUCUUCAUGGUCUUCUUCAUCAAGAAAGUUAAAUGAAGCACCUUAUGUGCCUAUGAUGAUUCCGCCUACUCAAGGACUUGCUCCUCAAAGUCCUGAUUGGAAUGGAUACCAGGCGCCUGUCUACUUAUCUGAGAGGAUCAUGCACCCAUCUUCUACAUACGUCAUGAACAACCCAACAAUUGAAACAAAUGUGUAUGUGCCUCCUCAAAAGCAGAUGCCAUUUGAAGUGUAUCCAGAAAGGCCUGGUGAACCUGAAUGCAGCUUCUUCUUAAAAACUGGUGAUUGCAAAUUCAAGUCUAAUUGUAAAUUUCACCACCCAAAGAAUAGGAUGGCAAGGUUGCCUCCUUGCAAUCUCAGUGACAAGGGUUUGCCUUUGAGACCUGACCAGAGUGUCUGCUCGCACUAUAGUCGUUAUGGAAUUUGCAAAUUUGGACCAGCUUGUAGAUUUGAUCACCCAGAAAGCGCACUUCCCUUGAUGAUGCCUGGACUCGGACAGCAAUCCUAUGUAAACCCGGCUAAUGCUCAGAUGGCUGGGAUGGGUGGAAGUGCUGGUGACGUGACAAUUCAGCAAUCUGUGUAAACAUCUUUGUGAAGGAUCUUCUAUCUUUUUGGAUACAGUCACCCUGAACAUGUAGUUUUCUUCCUAAACAUGAUACACUUAUUUAGCUUUUAUGGCUCUGUCCAAGGCAAAAUACAAGCUUUGCAGAGUAUAACUAUAUCUAUAUAUGUCAAACAGUUUUCUUAUGUAUUUAUUACAGGUUACCUAUGCAUCUGCAGAUUGAUUAUCUGUUAAA